Medioppia subpectinata is the source of this 258-nucleotide messenger RNA. The record is from the annotation of a GenBank genome assembly. Lineage: Eukaryota; Metazoa; Arthropoda; Arachnida; Sarcoptiformes; Oppiidae.
AUGUGGCGGGCGACUCAGCGAUGGUCACGCCUGCGAUCUCUGUGUCGGCUGCUGACGACCAGCAUCUCGAACCGUUUGGCCAUAUCAUUGGUCGUGAUCUUGACAUCAAUAGCGCCCCAAUCCCUGAACCCGAGGGCGUCGAACGGAUACGUGCCGUCCGGUUGGUUGAGAUCAUUGCGGGCGGCGAUGGCGUACUCGGCGGUGAACGGAGGCACACAAUCGCAACGACUGAACGCAUUUAAUAACGAUAUUAAUUGA